GUUACUGCAGUUGAAGUUCACUGUAGUGAGGACUGUAUUGAGUGUAUGGCCUGCAUCGAAUCAAAAAUAUGGCGGGAGAAGCUCUGAUCUGGUAAGCUAAGGAAAUAAAGGGGAUCCCAACGAGAUGUGAUGAAUAUAAAAUUGCAACAGACUGAUUUUCAAUAGACUUCAAUUUCGAUUUGCAAGUCGCCAUGUAACUUCUGUAGUUCGACGUUGUUCGCUUAAUCGUGCUGAAGUUUGUACUUCUUAAUUUGUUGGAGAGUUGUGAAUUAAGACGAAGAUUGCGAUAAGCUAAUAAAAAGGUUGUGCAAGGUGUAACCUUGCCUUUUUCCAUGUCAUCGAUCGUGCUUCUAGUUGGCCAAUGUGGCAAUCAAGUCGGUCACGAACUUAUGCGUUUGAUUGACAAGAGUGAUGUUCACCCUCUGAGCCACAGGGAUGGCAAGCUUAGGUGUGUCUGUGUGGACAGCGAGUCCAAAGUCAUCGGACACAACUAUCGUGAAGAUACAAGAUCCAGUAAGCUGUACAGGGAAGGAAACAUGAUCAGUGGACAGAGAGGACGAGGAAAUAAUUGGGCAUUAGGUUAUCAUGGUCUCAGUGGAGAAACUGAAGAUACUUCAUUGUUGCACAGGGCUAUGGAAAUUGUGAGGAAAGAAGUAGAAAGAUGCGAUAAUUAUGCUGGCACUAUUGUGUUUCAUAGUCUCACUGGUGGCACUGGUUCUGGUCUGGGAUCUCGCUUGAUUGAAACUUUAAGGGAUGCAUACCCUCUGGCUCAUGUCAUGUCUGUUGCUGUAUCUCCCCACUCAUCAGGUGACAGUCCUCUUCAACAUUACAACUCUCUUCUCAGUUUGUCAUCAUUACAAUACCAUGCUGAUGCAGUUCUGUUGUUUAGCAAUGAUGACAUUCUUCAUCACAUAGCAACACACACUGGACUCUCAACAAGACAAAACCCAUCAGGCUCCAUCUCUCUCAAAGACAUGAAUUACUACAUAUCUUUGAGCCUUGCUGGAGUGCUCCAACCUUUGGGAAGCAAACCCAAGCUUAUAAAAGGAAAUGGAAAUGAGCCAUGGGAGAUGUUUCGAUCACUUUGUUCUGAGCCAUCAAAGAAGUUUGCCACAUUGCAUCACAUGGCCAAAUCAAAAGUUUCUUGGGAGAGCCUCACGCAGUCACUUAUUCGCUCAAUUCGUAGAUAUGAUCGAAACGGCAUGCAGUUUUCAACCUUGGGUUCAUUGCUAGUGGCUCGUGGGGACCAUGAUGGUUCCUUUGCAGAGAUUUGGCCAAAGAUAGAAGAUAAACUGAGAACCUCGCUGAGAUUUGUGGAUUGGAAUCCAUUUCCUAUUGAUUUCUGGAUUAGCCAGUACAACCCUGUAGGUCCAAAAGACUCCCAAUCACUUACUCUUUGUUUAAACUCAACUAAGAUUCUGGAGACCUUGGAGGAUGUUAUGAGGAAGGCAAGGGCGAUGUAUGAUGCAGGUGCUUAUCUUCACUGGUUCAGCAAACACGGCUGCUCUAAGAAUGAUUUUCUGGAUGCAUUUGAAACACUGGAGUCUGUUGUUGAGGAAUACAAUCUUGGUGUAAAGUGACGUGAACACGAAUCUAAAAUGUGGAGAAAGCCAUGAUCAAAUUACUUGUGAACUACUGAGAAGAACUUGAUGGAACAUUACACAUGCCUUGACAAGUAUUAAGGAAGUUUUUUUAAUUGACUUUUCCAGUGCAGAAUAUACCGAAAAUGUGUAUAACUACAGGUAAACAGAAUUUUUUUUAUGUAUCUUUACGUAUAAAUCAGUGAUGCAAUGUUACAUGAAAGUAGUGCUGGAGCUCUCACUUGAAUGGCAACAAAAUCGGCUCGCGUCCGAGUGUUUCAAAGUGCCAUAUAACAGCCAUGUAAAGUACUUUACGUUUUACUCCCAUCUCAAGCGGCUGUCGAUGGCGUGUACAAAAGGUGGCCGUUAAGUGAAACCCAAACACGAGAAACUGCUCGCAGGCCAAACAGGCGGUUGAAAAGCAUGGCUUUCACAGGAACGCAAAGAUAACAGCUCCUAUUUCAUCGUGAAAACGGCCAAGGACAAACACAAGGAUCAUAAGUUUUUCCUUUGUCUUGCCCUUGUGCUUGUCCUUGCGUCGAGGCCGUUUUCAGGUUGAAAUAGGAGAUGUUAUGCUUGCGUUUGUGCUUGUGUUUAUACUUGCGUCGCCAGUGAAAUAAUAUGGCGGCAGGAGACUCCCGUUAAACGGCUUUUAUUGAAUCCCCUGCUUUAGGUUUCAUCCACCGAUAGUAAUUAUGACUCACAAGGUUUGAAGUGAAUCCUCACAAAAGGGGUUAUAUCUUCAGAUGUAGUCUUAGGACCACCUAUAAGAGCAAAGUGACAUUAUUUCAGGCAAAAAUUAUUCAGUUACUUUGUGAUUCACUGCAAACUUUAAGGGUAGUAUUAGAUAAUCAAACAAAAUUGGAUUUUCCUUUGAAGACUCUUUGAUUGCAAUUUGGACGAGCCUAGAAAUUGGAUUUUCCUUUGAAGACUCUUGAUUGCAAUUUGGACGAGCCUAGAAAAGACCACGAGUAUAUUCUUCGGCAGUUAGAUGAAAUCAUCAACACACAAAGUGAAAUUUUUAACUGUUUUCAGCUAUUAACGUUAUAUUUUGCGUAUCACCCUUGACUCUUCAGCAGUAUAUGAAAUUAUAUUUGUAUUUUACUCUGUGAUGGAUUAUAUUCAGCGAUUCUUUUCACACUAAAGAAUAAAAAUCAUGAAUGUGA
Stylophora pistillata is the source of this 2746-nucleotide messenger RNA. RefSeq lists its product as uncharacterized. NCBI's taxonomy places the organism in Eukaryota, Metazoa, Cnidaria, Anthozoa, Scleractinia, Pocilloporidae. The record is from RefSeq and is a predicted model, not a curated record. Gene Ontology annotation, molecular function: GTP binding; structural constituent of cytoskeleton. Gene Ontology annotation, biological process: microtubule-based process. Gene Ontology annotation, cellular component: microtubule.